GCUAGGUAACGGAUUGAGAUAACAAUGUAGCUGUCGUUUUGCCAACUUUGCGGGCAUUUGUCCUAUUCAACUCAGUGGAACCUGAUCUUUUACUGUUGUAGACAAAAUUAGCUUGGCGCUGUUGAAGAAUGAUGGUAUCUAAAUCCAGCCAACUCGUAACAGCUGUUUUUUCAAUUGUUUUAGCAGUUUUCCUCAAGAACGGUCAGUGCGAUUCAACAUGUCCUAAUGGUAUGAAAAACAUCACAGCUACAAGUGGUAGCUUCAAGUAUCCUGAGUCAGGGACUUAUGGAAAGAACGAGACCAAAUGUUGGAGCAUUACGGUUCCCGACACUUAUGUUGGCAUUUCCUAUCGUCACUUAAGCCUCGACAUUGAAGUAUGCUCUGGUUGUGGAUGCGACUAUGUCCUAUUUAGUUCCUCUUACUAUAAUAUAAAACAGCAACGAAAAUCAUGUGGACGACGCAGUUACAAUUAUUUACAAGGAUAUCUUAAUACGUGGGUCAGUUCUCCUGGAUCGACACUCUACUUUCGUUUUGUGUCUGAUGAUACCGUACAUUACAAAGGAUUAAACUUCACCUUCAUAGCCACGUCCUGGGCAUCGGGUGAAGAAAACUUUCUAAAUGCAACCGAAGAUGAAACUAUUGAGUUUGGCACACCAAAAGUUGGCGUCAAGAACUAUCCCUCAUACUACGCAGAACAAUGGUUAUUAAUUGUUCCUAAGGGUCGGCAGGUUCAGAUAGACUUCGACAUAUUUGAACUGGAGGACAGUGAGGAUUGCAAACAUGACUAUGUUGAGUUCCGUGAGGCUGACGAUCCCACAACAACAUCUGGAGUAAACGGUGCAAUUCUGACCAAUCGCUUGUGUGGAAAUUCAAAGCCGAGUUCGAUACAGAGUCAAGGGAACAUGGUUUGGGUUCAGUUCCGGAGUGAUGGAAACUCUUCCACAGUUUACAAGGGAUUCAGAGCUUCCUUUAAAGCAGGUCAAGGAAAAUUCUCUGCCAGCUAUCCAUUGACGCUGCUGUUCCUCUCAGCUCUGAUCGUGGAAAAAGUCAACUUGUUAUAAUCAUGUGUUGAGAGUAGUUUUUUCUGCGAUGUAAUUUUUAAGCUUUAUUUUUUGUUUCAUUUUGUUACUGCGAAGCGUGAGUUUACAAAUAUUGCUAUCUUCCAGUGGAUCUAUAUUCCUUUUUAAUGUUCUGUAGUUACGUUUUUGUCGUCGUUAAGGAUUUUUCAACCAGUUUGAAAAUUGUAUUCAUUUUAAAAAAAACCACAGGGGGCACAUACAAUCUGUUUGUGUA
Stylophora pistillata is the source of this 1293-nucleotide messenger RNA. RefSeq names its product procollagen C-endopeptidase enhancer 2. Lineage: Eukaryota; Metazoa; Cnidaria; Anthozoa; Scleractinia; Pocilloporidae. The record is from RefSeq and is a predicted model, not a curated record.